AUGGUAUUCUAUCGGAAAAAGCAGCAGACCAACUCUGGAGUUGACCAGAACUUAGAAGAGAAGGGUUCAAAGGCAAUACUGCACCUUCCUCAAGAACAGGGAUGCCACACAGGUACUUCCAGAGACCAGUUCUGCCAGAAGAGGGAAAAGUCCAGAAAUAGCUUCUCAGACAGAACAAACAACCUGUCAGCCACAAAAGCUGAUAAAAGCAGAAUCUCUUGGCAGACUUUCUAUCCAUCCUGCCUCAUCCACAGUCAAGCAACUCAAACCUUCACAAAUGCAAGGGCAGUAGAAGGGCAAGAAAACACUCUGGAAGGAGACGUGUUCUCUCAGGAAAGCUUUGAGUGCAGGUUGGCAGAAGUAGAGGAAGCACCAGAACAGCAAACACCUAUUGCCAAAAUAGGCGGAACUGCCACGAAACUGGCUGCAGACCAACCAAAUGGCCAAUCACCUCAGGCCCCUAUUCAUAACAGCAAACUUUGGAGGGAUUCCUAUUCCCAAGGUGAUGGUAGAUGGAGGUCAGCUAUUAGUCUUCUACCUCACAGAUUUUGCCAUCUGGGAAUUAGGCUCAAAUGUGUUCGGAGUGCUCCAAAUAUGAGAUUUCAUCAAGAAAAUCAAAAGCAUCUUCAGGAUCUUUAUACAUAA
This is a messenger RNA of Prunus armeniaca (apricot), 645 nucleotides long. The record is from the annotation of a GenBank genome assembly. NCBI's taxonomy places the organism in Eukaryota, Viridiplantae, Streptophyta, Magnoliopsida, Rosales, Rosaceae.